Molecule: messenger RNA, 7499 nt
Organism: Solea solea (common sole)
Lineage: Eukaryota; Metazoa; Chordata; Actinopteri; Pleuronectiformes; Soleidae
Product: early estrogen-induced gene 1 protein-like
Exons: 12
Coding region: 326-1486 (386 amino acids)
Source: RefSeq, a predicted model, not a curated record
GGAGCCUCUCAGGCUGUUGUAGUGAGAAACAGCGAACACACACACACACACACAUACAGCGAGAGAAAGGGAGAGAAAAGUUGGUGAAGAUGAGGUGAGGCAGCAGCGAAGCAGCCGGACUUAAGUUCAAUGUGGCGGGUUUCAGCUCUUCUGUUGUAGCCGCUGUGAGAAAGAGGAUGACGGCGGGAGACGGUUCAGAGAUGAUUGAGGUGCACGUGGAUCCUCAUCGUCCACUGUGAAGCCUCCACAUCACUUUAUUUAUUUUUAGUUUUUUUUGUUGUGGACCUGAGUUGUCACAGCAGCAGCUGAAGUUCGGAGGAGGAUCAUGUCUUUUUUAGUGAAGAAGAAGAAGUUUAAGUUUCAGGUGAACUUCACUCUGGAGGAGCUCACAGCUGUGCCGUUCGUCAACGGAGUGUUGUUCUGUAAGAUCCGCCUCAUCGAUGGAGGAGACUUCGCAAUCCUGUCAUCCAGGGAGGAGGUGCAGCAGAACUGUGUCCGGUGGAGGAAGAAGUUUUCCUUUGUGUGCAAAAUGAGCGCCAAUCCGAUCACAGGCGUGCUGGACCCGUGCAUCUGCAGAGUCUCUGUCCGCAAGGAGCUUAAAGGAGGGAAGGCCUUUUCAAAGCUCGGCUUUGCCGAUCUCAACAUCGCCGAGUUUGCAGGAUCGGGUUUUAUGGUUCGCUGCUGCAUCCUGGAGGGUUACGAUACGAAAAACAUGCGUCAGGACAACUCCAUCCUCAAGGUGAUGAUCGCGAUGACUCUUCUGUCGGGAGAUCCCUGCUUUAAAACGCCUCCCAGCACGGUCAAAUCCGUCUCCACCAGCGACGAGGACCCCAACCUGCAGCUGGACCGCAAGGGCGAGAGCACCGAUGCCUCGCAGCCACUGGGGGGCGUUGUGGAGGGAUCCCGCGUCUUCAAACCCCGACAAUCAUCAGUACGGAGCGCAGGUCUGCCUGAUGAGCGAGGGAGUCCAGACGACGUCUUUCAAUCCGGUCAUUUCCGCAGCUCCAGCUACGCCAGCCAGCACAGCAAGAUAUCAGGCUACAGCACAGGCCACUCCCGCUGCUCCAGCCUGACUGACCUCAGCCACCACAGGAACGCCUCCUCCAGCAGCAGCGCCUCCUGCGGACCCACCCACUCUGCCCAGCCGCCACCGUCCACCCCCACCGAGUCCCCGAGGCAGGCGACGCCCACCCGACCGGAGAGACCGCCUCCCCCCUCUGCUGUCGCCCUCAUGUCCAACAGAUCGUCCAGGAGGAAGAAGGACACCGUGGAGAGACAGCCGAGCUGCGUGGACGACACUCGGAUCGAUGCCGACGACAUCGUGGAGAAGAUCGUCCAGAGCCAGAACUUCUCUGACAGCAGCAACAAUGAAGACAGCAACCUGAGGCUGUUUGUCAGCAAAGACGGGACCACGGCCCUCAGGGGGGCGCUCGCCAGCAGAGGAACUCCUGGUACGUUUGAACCGGUGGUCAUCGAGACUCACUGAGACACGGACACAUCUGUGAGAUCUGAUCAAUAUAAGACGACUAUGAUACAGAUGAUGAUAUAUUAGGUACCAGAUUUUCCCAAAUAGAGUCCCGUUGAACUGGAGAUGCUAAAGCCACAGUGUGUUGGAUUUAGCAGCAUCUACUCACCUGACUCUUCCCUUCUCAGCAUGUAGGUGAAACUACGGUGGCCUUCAGUUGUCGUUUAAACUCCAAAAUGUGUUUUUAGUUUGUCCACGAAAAACACGCCACUCCAAAUUUCUCCACUCCUGACGUAAAAAAUAUGAACAGCUCAUUCUGUGGCAAUGACGACAACAAUUCUUACAAAAACAUUUUAUAAAUAAUCUUACAUAAAUCUUAAACACUGGACCUUUAAUAGAAAUAUUGUAUAUAUUAUAUAUUGCAAUGUUGCAUUUUGUUGCAUAUUGGACUCCAGAACUUAAAGGUCCAGUGUUUAACAUUUAGGAGAAAUUCUGUUUUAUUUAUUCAGUUUCUACAGGAGCCCAGAGAGACCAAACCAGAGUUUGCCCUUUUUAAAAAGCAGAAACCGAUUUAACAACUCCUGGACUCCUGUCCAGGAGACUCCAACAAGUAGCUCGCAAGCUACCAGUAGCUCCUAGUCCCUUUCCAAGUAGCUCGCAAGCUACCAGUAGCUCCUAGUCCCUUUCCAAGUAGCUCGCAAGCAACCAGUAGCUCCUAGUCCCUUGCCAAGUAGCUUGCAAGCUACCAGUAGCUCCUAGUCCCUUGCCAAGUAGCUUGCAAGCUACCAGUAGCUCCUAGUCCCUUGCCAAGUAGCUCACAAGCUACCAGUACCUCCUAGUCCCUUUCCAAGUAGCUCACAAGCUACCAGUAGCUCCUAGUCCCUUUCCAAGUAGCUCGUAAGCUACCAGUAGCUCCUAGUCCCUUGCCAAGUAGCUCGCAAGCUACCAGUAUCUCCUAGUCCCUUUCCAAGUAGCUCGCAAGCAACCAGUCACUCCUAGUCCCUUUCCAAGUAGCUCGCAAGCAACCAGUAGCUCCUAGUCCCUUGCCAAGUAGCUCCCAAGCUACCAGUAGCUCCUAGUCCCUUUCCAAGAAGCUCGCAAGCUACCAGUAGCUCGCCAAAGGUUUCAAUAAUCAACAUAAACCUGCUUACAUUUUCACCCAAUCUCCCCUUCAAGGUCAUUCAGUUUGUUUGGGUUGAAAUGAGCUAUGAGAAUAAUGUUAAAAAACAUGAGUAGUCGCUGUGUGUCAGGUGUGUCAGGUUUGACCACAGCAUCACACACUGGACCUUUAACGUCUGGACUCUAUUUGAGAAAUGACCGGUAAAUCACUUUAUCACUGGGUGUGUGUGUGUGUGUGUGUGACAAACAGAUCUAUGGUUGACAAGGCUUCACUGACAGGAAGUGACAUCAUAGACUCUUUAGAGUGGAUUAUUCCAGAGCCGGUCUCUGAAUCUCUUUAGUUUUUCCUGAACACAAAAGAUGGGUCUGAAACACGCCCAGUGAACGUUUGACCAAACGCCGUUACUUGAACAAUUAAUCUAACAAAAACAAAGAAACACUGCAGUGUGUGUGUGUGUGAGGUGUAGUGCAACACUGAAACUACUGUAGAUGCUGCGUUCAAAGAGUCCUCGUCGCUUCAGGUUAAAGCAGAACUUUGUAAAUCUGGUCGCCUUUUUUCUCCACAGAGCUCCCCCUACAGUCUUAUAUUUUUACGGGCACCACUGUAAACAUCCAUCCAUCAUCUACCUCUUCAUCCCCACUGUAGUAAAAACUCACCGCUGACGUUCCUGCCGAUUUGAACAUGUGCCGAUUUCAUCCUCGCUUCCCCCCAACAACUCGCCGGCUCUGCCGCAAUGAGCGUCUAAAGUAACACUUGUGAAGCAGAUUCGCGUUUCUCGUGAGACCCGACACUUCGCGAUUCCUCCUCAUUCUGAGGACCCCGGCACUGACCUUGCAAGGCUGGUUUUCCCACUAACAGACAGUAGGGGGCAGUGGAGACAACAAGACAUUUAACUGUCACAAAGACUCUGAAUCUGUUAACUAAUUUAACAGAUUCAGAGUCUUUGUGACGGUUAAAAACCUUCAAUAGUUCUGCUUUAACCCUUCUGUUACCAUCAUAUCAGAAGGAUAUCGUCGCAGACAGAAUUUGGCAUGCGCACUUCUCAUUACCGUAACUUUCCAAAAUCUAGAAAAUUAAAAAACUAUGUCAGCUGAGAUUGGCACAGCGACCAUGGUAGAAGUCGGAUGGAUGGAUAUACCUUGUUAUUACGGUAGAACCCUCAGGACUUCCAGCGGGAUAAAACAUCCAAUCACAGACAGAUUCACAGGCGCGCCACACAUUUGUGACGACGUCAGCUUCUCAGGACUGUAAUUCCUAAAUGGUUGAAUAAUUUCCAGAUAUGGAAAAAAAUUAAAGUUAAGAUUAAAGUAAUCUCGGACAAAAAGGGGCAGAAAGAACUCAAAUUGAACCUUUUUUGGACAAUUCUACAGCCAUAAAAUCAAAAUAAAUCUGAAUAUCAUGAUGGUCGUACAAGGGUUAAACAGCCUGAUGGUCAAAGUGUAAACGUUUGCCUCGGUCUUUUCUCUGUGUGUUUUUACGAACGUCUCGUGAUUGAUUUCCGACUGCUUACGAGUUGACUAGGAGUCCUUGAACGCAGCACAAAAAAGCCUAAAGAGACAUUUCAUUGAGUUCCAAACGCGAAAGGAACAGAAGCUUUUUUCAUUCCUCCUUGUGUGUAAAAUUUGAAUGUGAUGUGACGACUGUGUUCAUACUUUUAUUUUACUGGACUAUUUUGCACAUAUAGAAUAUAUACAUAUAUAUAUAUAUAUACAGUAUAUAUAUACCUGUCAGAAACCACUACAAGGAGCCAGCGACCCGUGGGUGUCACAAGCUCCGGCCACAGCGACCCGGGAUUUGAUUCCACCCGCGGUCAUUUUACUGCAUUUCUUUCUUUCUUUCUCACUCACUGUCCAAACUAAAGUAAAACCACUAUAAGGAAAACAGAGAGGCACAUGAUAUUACAGAGUACUUAUAUAUAUAUACAGUAUAUAUAUCAUUUCUUUAUUGCUUGUUUUCGUGUAUUAUUGUCUCAGUGCUGUUGCUCUCACUACAGCAUGUGUUCAUGUGGCUGGCCAUAAUGUAACGUCCUGCACUUAACUCACAACGAGCUCCUUUAAAUAAUCUGCGUGUCUGACUCUUAACUGCUGCUCAUUCAUGCAUUCAUGCAGACACUUUUAUGACAUGGUAAGGGUGUUAACGGUGCGCGUAAAUCAUGGAUUGGUUUGGAAGUCGUGGUUGGGUAUGUCGGAAAGUCUGAUAGUCAUGCUAUAGUUGGCAUUUAGUUUUGGUACGACCCACUUUUCUUUGUCGGAAGCAGAACUUUCCCUAUGCGAACUUUUUCCUUUGUUUAUGCCCAGUGUCUCUAAGCGGUGUAGUAGCUAUGCCAGGCCUGUAUGUGGUGCUGUAACACUGCCGCAGAAUUACACCAAAAACUAAUGAGGAGGAGAAGACGUGGAGCGCAAUGCUGUGUUUUUACAGAAAGCUUUUUUAAAAAUGUCAAAGAAUAAGACAGUUUUUUGGAUUGGACCCUAUAAUCUCAAAAAUGAGAUUGAGAUGCAGUCUGGUGUUAGCCAGGUUAGUCCAAAGAAACUUUCGUGAACUUCAGUGCGAGAACAAACUCUCCAGACAUUUCCUGAGUUCUUUUUUAGUUUUUUGUUACCCCGAAUCCAGAAUGAAGAUACAAGAUUUGGUGUAAUUUUAUUCAUCCCUGACUGAUGAUCAUAUAGGGCGCUUUUCCAUCAUGCAGUUCUAGCACCACUCAACUCGACUCUAACCCUAACCCUCCUCAACGUAGGCGGGGUCGUCGUAUGUCGUUUACACACGACACAAACACACAGUGACUUGUAAAGCUGUUGUUUUGGGUGUAACUGAAUCAUUAGAAUCAGUUCAUUAAAAAGAUUUGUCUUUUUAACUGAUCUACAGUUUUGAAUUUUUUUACUUUGAGUCUUGCGUCGGACGUCACGCUCAUGACUCUUCCAGUGAUGACAUUCUCUGACCAAUCAGCAGCCGGCAGUCUGUUGAUGUCAUAUUUUAGUAUCACCUCAGCUCUCGCUUGGAACCUCAUCAGAGCAGGUACUUUAAAAAAAAAAAACACCAGGUACUACCACUGAUAGAAAAGCAAAGAAAAAUCACGAGUCACUCGUUUGUAUGUUUGUGUCGCGUGUAAAAACAAAGUCAUGGCAGUUUCAUGCAGCUGCACCGCGAUGACUCCGCCCACGUUGAGUAGGUAGUGGAAAACCAACCUACACCGUGCCGUGCCGUGCCAAGCCGAGGCGAGCUGGGACCACAGGUGGAAAAGGGGCUUUAGUGUCUGUAACAUAAAGAGGAGUUAUAGAGUCAGACCAACUGUAGACGAAACCUCAGCCAGAAAUCUAAGCACUUUGUAGGCAUAGACAUUGUCCCCCCCCACACACACACACACACACACACACACACACGCACGUACGUGUCCCGCGUGUCCCUGUCACUGACAGUGAAGCUGCACAGCUGAGCGUCCCACAGCUGCAGCUCCAGCACAGAGCUCCUGUUGUUCCAAACUGACAAUACACAAUAGAGGGGCUCGCCCUCGUAGAGACUGUUUGCGUUUCUGCGAUAAAUGUGUGUGUGCUUGUUUAUGAGCGAUCUACAGUACAUGUAUGCCGGCCGUACAUGUUCAUGUUCACUAAGCCUCGCUGAGUAAAUGUACCCAGAGUUCUUUUUAACUGAUGUUGAAAGGGGGAUAGUUCAGGGUUGUUGGGUUUUUUUUAUAUAAAGUGUGACUGUCUAAGAUUGUCCAUAAACUACUGAACUAUCCCUUUAAGCUUUCUAAACACGGCGCACAGGAAUGUAUGUACAGUACAGCACCUAUAGAACCUCGCUGACCAACUGUCAAACUGUCAGUUCUGCACCUUUUAAACAGAUCAGGGCUGCAACUCGAGUCAUGUGACGAUUAUUUCCUCGAUGAAUCGGUUUGUUUGUUGGUCGGAAAAUGUCGGAAAAAAGAAAAUACUCACAUUUGAGAAGCAGACAACUCAGAGAGACUCAAACCAAUGAAUUGAUUAUUGAAAUAGUUAAUUUAUUAAUUGCUUAAUAAUCAAUAAAUCGAUGAAUUAAUCGUUGCAGCCCUAAAACUGAUCAGUGUCAUUAACUUUAAACAACAACUGAACUGUUUUCAAUCUCUCUAAUAAUCCACCUGCUAACUGUAAGAGAGGAGGAAGGGCUAGAAGUAGAGGAGGAGGAGGAGGAGGAGCUAGAAGUAGGAGGUGCUAUAGGUGGGCAGGGCUAGAAGCUAAAUCACUCAGAACCACACGAGACGUCGGAAAAGAAGUAACGAAAUAAAAGAAUUAAAAAAACAGAUCAGUAUCGCGUGAUAAGGGUGAGGGUUUGGUCACGGUUACGUUCGGAUUAAAAUCGUGCUUCCCGCCAAAAUAACGUUAAAAAAAAAAAACCCUGACCCAUUCCAUUUAAAUCGGAAGUCGGAACUGGGGAGCCCCCUAUAACCCCGCCUCUCUUGAGUUCAGACCAGCAGGAUCUGGUCUCAGAUCAGGAUCAGGACAGUAAAGGGAAACCACUUUUCAUUCAGUGAAUUGUCUGUAACUGUGAUUUAUUUGUUUAUUCUAUCCAUAAUUAUUAUUUUUGCACUUGUGAUGUCAUUAUUAUUAUUGUUGUUAUUAUUACAUGAUUAUAUGUGGUUUUUUUCAUGCAUGUGGUGAAAGGGGGACAUUUUACUUCAUGAUAGUCAGAACUGACGCUGAAUCGUAUCAUUUCAGUGGGAUUAUUUGUUUGUUUUUUAAUUGUACUUGGUGGUGAUGUAAUUUACACAGGACAGAGGUUAUAUGGUGAAGAGAAUAAAAUGAAUAAUGAUCUAUUUUAACUUUUAUAAAUGAAUAAAAGUCAGAUGACACUAAGGAUGUGUUGGACGUACACAAUAAUAAUAAAUAUAAUAUGUCUAAAAAGCACAGCAUUAAAAUGUUUAAUAAACACUGUGUGUUGUAA